Felis catus (domestic cat) is the source of this 1229-nucleotide messenger RNA. It is a transcript of the gene HCAR2, whose product is annotated as hydroxycarboxylic acid receptor 2. NCBI's taxonomy places the organism in Eukaryota, Metazoa, Chordata, Mammalia, Carnivora, Felidae. Gene Ontology annotation, cellular component: membrane. Gene Ontology annotation, biological process: G protein-coupled receptor signaling pathway. Gene Ontology annotation, molecular function: G protein-coupled receptor activity. The record is from RefSeq and is marked provisional.
AUGAACCUGCACCAGCAGCAGAAUCAUUUUCUGGAAAUAGACAAGAAGAACUGCUGUGUGUUCCGGGAUGACUUCAUUGCCAAUGUGCUGCCACCAGUGCUGGGGCUGGAGUUUGUGUUCGGGCUCCUGGGCAAUGGCCUUGCCCUGUGGAUUUUCUGCUUCCACCUCAAGUCCUGGAAAUCCAGCCGGAUUUUCCUGUUCAACUUGGCCGUGGCCGACUUUCUCCUGAUCAUCUGCCUGCCAUUCUUGACGGACAACUACGUGAGGAAGUGGGACUGGAAGUUUGGGGACAUCCCUUGCAGGCUGAUGCUCUUUAUGCUGGCCAUGAACCGCCAGGGCAGCAUCAUCUUCCUCACCGUGGUGGCCGUGGACAGGUAUUUCCGGGUGGUCCAUCCCCACCACGCACUGAACAAGAUCUCCAAUCGGACGGCGGCCAUCAUCUCCUGCCUCUUGUGGGGUGUCACCAUCCGCCUGACGGGUCACCUCCUGCACAAAAAGAUGUUGAUCAGGAAUCGAGAUGCGAAUUUGUGCAGCAGCUUUAGCAUCUGCCAUACCUUCAGGUGGCACGAUGCCAUGUUCCUCCUGGAGUUCAUCCUGCCCCUGGGCAUCAUCCUGUUCUGCUCGGCCAGAAUCAUCUGCAGCCUGCGCCAGCGGCAAAUGGACAGACACGCCAAGAUCAAGAGGGCCAUCAACUUCAUCAUGGUGGUGGCCAUUGUCUUCAUCAUCUGCUUCCUGCCCAGCGUGGCUGUGCGCAUACGCAUUUUCUGGCUCUUGCACACCACGGGUACGAAGAACUGCGAUGUCUAUCGCUCGGUUGACCUGGCGUUUUUCAUCACCCUCAGCUUCACCUACAUGAACAGCAUGCUGGACCCUUUGGUGUACUACUUCUCCAGCCCAUCUUUUCCCAACUUCUUCUCCACCCUGAUCAACCGCUGCCUGCGGAAGAAGACACCACAAGGGCCAGAUAACAACCAGAGCACAAGCAUGGAGCUCACGGGGGAUCUGAGUACAACCAGAAGUGUUCCAGACACUUUAAUGGCCAACCCCAGUGAGCCGUGGAACCCAUCUUAUCCAGCCCCAGCUUCUCGCUAAAUAAUCGAGCCAAGAAGAGAGAUAGUUACCAAGAACCAAGGUCUCUGGAGAAACAGUUUGGCUGGGUGCACAGAGUACCAUCGUUAGACCCGGCCUGUGGUUUCCUGGAACUUCCAGAUUCAGAGAAUCAGACUUAG